CUCAGUUUUCCCGCGCAGCGACCAAGUGCGCGCGCAACCGUCCCGCGCGCGAACGUUUUCAAACGCCUACGAGACCCGCCGAAUUAAAACAUUGUGCCAUCUGUGUAAAUAAAAAAUAAAAAAUAUUUUAUCUGUGAUUAGUUUUUAAAAAGUGAGUUUUAGUGUUGUGCCAUUAAAUUCAAGGAUAAUCGAUACGUAAAGUGGCGGCAAGAUGACGACGAAAUCGUACAGCAAGCACAAGGAGUUCAAAGAGUUCUCCAGCAGCAGCCGCGGCAAUGCGCCCUUCGCGGGGGAACAAUUCGACAUGCUGAAAUCCGAACUGAUCCCGGCGAACAGCAAGCUCAACAACGUCGGCAAUGGCGGUCACCGCGAGUACCAGUACGAGUACCGUGAGGAGAAGCUGCCGCACGGGAAGUACGACCGCAAGGACCUGCACACCGUCGAGGAGUACACAGUACCCCCAAAAACGCUGCCGAAGUCCGAAGCCAGCUCGUACUUCUACGAGCGCGAGGAACGCGACCUGCCUGCCAUCACCGCAGGCACCAGGACCUACAACUACGAAUCCAACAUCAGUUCCACGCCAGGUUACUCGAAGGUGAAGAGCAGCAAGGUGACCAAAGACCUGUCGCACAACGUGGAAGAACUGGACUCGCUCCUCGACGACCUGCAGAAGGACCAGGAGCGACAGCUGUAUAAGAGUGGCUACGCAUCUGACACAGCUGAAAGCACAUCAUUCGACUAUAAGCGAGGCACGCCAGUGAAGGCUCCGUCCAGUGGCUACUCAACCCUCAAGCGUGAGGAGCAGCGCGUGGAGUCAUCCUCGUGGGGAUCCAGCCCCCCUCCCCCCACCACCACCCGCGCGGCGGAGAUCAGGCAGGAGAUGUACCGGGAGGAGAAAACAGAGUCCCGUGUGGUGCCGCAGGUGGUGCCCGCGCCGGCGCCGGCGCAGAUUCAGGCCUGCACGCACUGCCACCACCAGACCAGCUCCACAGGCACUCUGUCCCGCUCCAGCACGCCCAUGAAUAAAGUGACGACAACAGUGAAGACCUACACGUACGAGGUGCCCGCCGACCAGGACCCCGCCACCGUGCCCAUCCCCACCCACGAUUCUCACACUUAUGUCAGCGACACUGAAAAUAUCCGCACAUUGAGCCGAACGACUGCCGGUGCCCCGGUGGCGCCACCUCCCGGCGGCUGCCAGUACUGCCAGCACUGCAACACUAGCACCAGAGUGCGUCGCGACCAAUAUUCCGCCACUGACGUAUCUGAGCACACGACGGAACGCAUGGUGUACCCGUCUCCAGCCAACGAAGUGAAGCUACUUCCGUCCAAUCCCCCCGCUCCCGUCGCCACUCAUCUGACGCCGGAGCGCAAUGGACACGGCCCUUAUGGUCCAUCGACAUACAAGUACAGCGAGACGACGUACUCGCGGCACGACACGACGGAGCGCGCGACCCCCUCCCCCUUCCCGCGCCCCUCCACGCCCUCCCAGCGGGACCAGCAGCCCCCCAAGCGACUGGACGACCUGCUGGCUGACUUCCCUGAAGCGAGAUUCCCAGUCUCGCAGCCCGACGGUGUGGUGCGUCGUAAAGUCGAAGUCUCCCAUGAAUCCCGCCAGGCCUCCUCCCCGCCUCCUACACCUACUGCGAAGGCCCCAGCGGUGGGCAGCAAGAACGUCGCCGGCCCAGCCGUGUACUACCCACCUGGACACACGCCGUUCGCUAAAAAGGAUGCUCCUAUUGCGUAUACGGCUGGUGGAAGCGCUUCAGCGGCUCAAGGCGGCGGCGCGUACGCGUCCGGCCGCGGUAUGUACGAGUACGAGAGCGGCGCGCGCAGCAAGGAGAAGCACUCCGAGAAGAAGACCGCCGUGCCCAUCUGUCUGCCGCUAUGCUGCGCCAUGCCGUGCGUCAUCAUGUAAACUAGGCUUAGAUAAUGUAGAUGGUA
This is a messenger RNA of Cydia amplana, 1944 nucleotides long. RefSeq lists its product as uncharacterized. NCBI's taxonomy places the organism in Eukaryota, Metazoa, Arthropoda, Insecta, Lepidoptera, Tortricidae. Bases 212 to 1918 code for a protein of 568 amino acids. The transcript has 14 exons. The record is from RefSeq and is a predicted model, not a curated record.